AUGAAGCAAAGUGAUUUUUGUAUCGGACCUGGUUCGGUCAUGGGUACAACUGGAUUGAAAUGGGCAGGACGGAAUCCAAUGGACGAUUGUUCGAUGCUAUGGAUGAAGGCUUGGGGACUCACGAGCUUUUCUCGUGUACUACUGGCGUGUUUCGUAGUGUUUUUCUUGGCCAUGCUGUCGCAAUACCUUACGACAUCGAACGGUUUCCAAUUGCACCAGUCCAAAGUGUUUGCCAAGCGUCGACUGAUGAGGAUGAUGAGGCAAGUGCAGAGUCACAGCAAUGGUUCAACCUUUUAUGAUCCAGGGCUGGGCGACGAGUGCGGGAAGAGCAAAUGCUCCAUGAAUGCAGAGGCAGCGGAAGAGUCGGCGGUGCAUCCGGAGCUGCAUACAAAGACGACGACAAUUUCUACAGUGGAACGAGUGACGUCACAGCUAAAUCCAAUGUCCGUGAAGGUUGGCAACUGGACGCAUUUGGCUGACGCUAUGAUGCGUGGUGUGCGGAUUUUCCUGGCUUAUGUGCUCAUGCUGGUGGUCAUGACGUACAACUUGAUGUUGAUCACUAGUAUCGUAGUGGGUUUCAUGACCGGCUUCUUUGUCUUCAGCAAGGACACAGCCAAGGUACCUGUGUCAGCUGAUCCGUGCUGCUCGUAG
Peronospora belbahrii is the source of this 651-nucleotide messenger RNA. NCBI's taxonomy places the organism in Eukaryota, Oomycota, Peronosporomycetes, Peronosporales, Peronosporaceae. The record is from the annotation of a GenBank genome assembly.